Messenger RNA from Silurus meridionalis, 712 nucleotides. RefSeq names its product C-C motif chemokine 8-like. NCBI's taxonomy places the organism in Eukaryota, Metazoa, Chordata, Actinopteri, Siluriformes, Siluridae. Gene Ontology annotation, cellular component: extracellular region. Gene Ontology annotation, molecular function: CCR chemokine receptor binding; chemokine activity. Gene Ontology annotation, biological process: positive regulation of ERK1 and ERK2 cascade; positive regulation of GTPase activity; inflammatory response. The coding region runs from base 1 to 450 and encodes 149 amino acids. The transcript has 5 exons. The record is from RefSeq and is a predicted model, not a curated record.
AUGCUCUGGAGCCAGGGUGAAGGCCUUCCGGAGAGCGGCAUUAAGCUGCAUUUGGACCAGCAACAUGCUGUUUCUGUUACCAGAGAAUUCCAAUCCCUAUCAGACUCAUUACAGAAUAUAAAUCCAGUCAGAGUGCAGUCGGGUCCAGUCGGAGAUCAGUCAAGAGAGCAACUCGCUCACUCGGCUCGACCGGAAAGGCUCGGACCCCCGGGGCAAACAUCAGACUCAAUUGGACCAGCAACAUGCUGCUUCAGAUACCAGAGAACUCCAAUCCCUAUCAGAGUCAUUACAGGGUAUAAAGUAACAGACCCUCAGUGUCCAAAAUCUGCAGUCAUCUUUACCCUGAAGAACAACCGUCAGGUGUGUGUAGAUCCUGAUCUCAAGUGGGUGCAGAGACACAUGAGAAGAAUUGACCAGAUCCUGAUCAAUACUUAUAUGAGUACAUUUUAAUCUCCAUCUCAUCCAUCUUCUCUCUUUAAUGAGUAAUUCAUAUUCAUACAGAAUUCACUUUUUCUGUAGUUCAGCAGGAACAAUCUUUUUUACAUUAUAUAUUAAAUCAUAAAUUGUGUCCAGGAUCAUUUAUCUGAUUUAUUCUUAGACUCUGGUAUAUAUAUAGUUAUAUAGUUUAUAUAGUUUUCUAAUCAGACACAAUACAGUAAAAGACUUUGAUUAUAUUCAAUAAAAACCUGUAAAAGAAUUAAAAUCAAUAAAU